CUAAAGCCUCUUUUUUGUUUUCGAUGAACGCGUACUUGCUCUUUUCUCAGUCGGUACCUGUUGUUGGAGAAGCGGCGGCCCGUAUCGUCGGCUUUGUCUCCGCGGGGCCGGAGGACGCGGGUCCGGUCUUUCAGCCCAGCCGGCCUUUCUUGCUUCUUUUGUCACCCGUUGCCAUGCACGCCGGAAUCGGCCACGGCGGAAUCUCGGCAAUUUCACUGACGUUUGAUUUAUUUCGCUCGCCAAAGUGAUCGCGGUCACCAAAUAGUGCAAAGCAGAAAACAGCUGCACACUCAUUCAUAUGAAACAAUUAUUUUGCAAUAUCACGUCGGGGUGCAAUUUUUUUGCAGCAGCAGGCGCGGCUGACGGCUGCCGAUGCGUUCAAGUGCAGCAGGGACGGGGUUAAUCCGGCAGCAGGAGGUUGGCUCCGCCAGGAGAGGGAAGGCUGAGGCUGAGGCUGAGGCUGAGGCUGAGGACAGCGGGACUGCGAGCACGUCCGAGCCAGUCCAACACCUGCACCUGGUCUCUCCAUUUCCACUCUGGUCCCGCAGGCGCCGCGCUGUCGCCUUCCUGAAGUUCGCCGGGGGGGGGGGGGGGAACAAAAAAAAAAAAAAAGGAUUUUUAUACCUUCUCCCGUCAACCAAAAGGAUCUCACGGGCAAAAGGAGAGCAAUCUUUUCUUCUCCAAAGAUUUAGAUCUCCGUGGGCUACCUGUCUGAGCGUUACCAUGACGACGUCCGGCGCCCAACUCCUGCUGGUGGCCUUGUGUGUUUACAGAGUUCUGGGCCUGCAGCAGUCGGCGCCGCGGGUUCGACUCUCCUUCAAAGAGCUGAUGGAGACGAGGGCGGCGCGACCCUUCAGUUUCUCCUUCAACACCAGCGACUACAGAAUCCUCCUGAUGGAUCAGGACCAGGGCCGGCUGUACCUGGGCAGCAGGGAGUACCUGGUGGCCCUGGAUAUGCACAACGUCAACAAGGAGCCGCUAAUAAUCCACUGGCCGGCGUCUGCGAAGAGAAAAGGGGAAUGCCAGAUGACGGGAAAGGGAAGACAGGGCGAAUGCGCCAACUUUGUGCGCUUGAUCGAGCCGUGGAACCGCACCCACCUCUACACUUGCGGAACGGGCGCUUAUCAACCCGUCUGCACGUUCAUCAACAGAGGCUGGAGGGCAGAGGACUACCUGUUCCGGCUGGUCCCCGGGUAUGUGGACUCCGGCAAGGGAAAAUGUUCCUACGAUCCCAAAGAGGAGAACAUCGCGGUUCUUAUUAACGGCAACCUGUACGCCGGGGUCCACAUCGACUUCAUGAGCACAGACGCGGCUCUCUUUCGGACCAUGGGCGGGAGGAGCGCCAUCCGGACGGAGCAGUACGAUUCCAGGUGGCUCAACGAACCGGUGUUUGUCCGGAUCCAGCAGAUCCCCGACAGCGCGGAGGGCAACGACGACAAGCUCUACUUCUUUUUCCGCGAGAAGAGCUUAGACUCGAGCCCCAGUGUCCUGGCCAGGGUGGCGAGGGUGUGCCUGAAUGACGAAGGAGGUCAGAAAUCGCUGGUGAACCGCUGGACGACGUUCCUGAAAGCUCGUCUUAUCUGCUCGGUGAUCGGCGACGACGGCGUGGAGACGCGAUUCGACGAACUACGUGACGUCUUCGUUCAGCCGACGCAGGACGAGCGGAACCCGACGGUGUUCGCGCUCUUCACCACCGCAGGCUCCGUGUUCAAGGGCUCGGCGGUCUGCGUGUACUCCAUGGCCGACGUCCGCAACGUCUUCAACGGGCCGUUCGCCCACAAGCACGGCCACAACUACCAAUGGACCGAGUACAACGGCAAGAUUCCGUACCCUCGGCCGGGAACGUGCCCGGGAGGAACCUUCACCCCCGGGAUCCACUCCUCCAAGAGCUUCUCGGACGAGGCCGUCAACUUCAUCCGGGCCCAUCCCCUCAUGUUCCGCGCGGUGUAUCCCGUCCACCGGCGCCCCCUGGUGGUGAGGACCGGCGUGGACUACCGCUUCACAGCCCUGGCGGUGGAUCAGGUGGACGCGGUGGAUGGACGCUACGAGGUCCUCUUUCUGGGCACAGAUCGCGGCACCAUCCAGAAAGUCAUAGUUCUGCCCAAAGACCCCACCAAGAUGGAGGAGCUCACGCUGGAGGAAGUGGAAGUUUUCCGGAGCAGAGCCCCGGUCAAAACCAUGAAGAUCUCGUCCAAACGGCAACAGCUGUACGUGUCGUCGGACGCGGGCUUGACGCAGGUUUCGCUGCACCGCUGCGGGGCGUACGGCCGGGCCUGCUCCGACUGCUGCCUGGCCCGCGACCCGUACUGCGCCUGGGACGGCGAGAGCUGCUCGGCCUUCACGCCCUCCACCAAGAGGAGGAGCAGGAGGCAGGACGUCAAGCACGGCGACCCCCUCAGACAGUGUCGGGGAUUUAACGCCAAAGUGGAGAAACGUCUGCGAGAAACGGUGCAGUUCGGCGUGAAAGGCAGCAGCACCUUUUUGGAGUGUCAGCCUCGCUCUCCCCAGGCCAGCGUCAAGUGGCUUUUCCAGAGGGACGGCAAAAGGAAAGUGCUGAACCGUGCGGGAGACGUCCUGAAGACCAACCACGGCAUCCUCCUCAAGUCCCUGAACGCGUCGGACGCGGGUCUGUACCACUGCCUGGCCACGGAGAACAACUUCAAGCACACGGUGGCCCGCGUGGCGCUGCGCAUCCUCGACCGAGACAUCGUCUUGGCUCUCAGCGCUCGGGAGGAAGAGGAAGAGGAAGAGCCCGAGACUCGCGCGGCGCCGUCCUCGCUCGCUUCCACGCCGUUCCCGCCCGAGAUCAGACUGAUCAACCAGUACUGCCAGUCCUACUGGGACCAGUCGGGUCCCAAAAGGCAACCGCAGCGCAAGCGCACCAGCCGGCGGCACGCGGAGGCCCGGGAGCGAGGGCUGGGUUAGGGCGCUCGAGUCCUCUGAAUUGUGCCCGUCCGGACUUUUCUUGGUGUCGUUCAUGCAUGUUGGUGCAUCUCCUCCAUUUGGUUUGGCAGUCGCCGUUCGAGUGCCACGCCGGUGGUUUUUGUCUCCUGCCUACGAGUGGCUCCAUUUUUUUUUUUUUUUUCGCGGACGGCACAGCCCACCGAUGAGCGCAUUCCAAUGGUUCCAGUCUAGUUGUCGUCUAAGCUUUCCAGUUCAGGUUAGGGUAGUCACAACGGAAGUCCAUUUUGAUUUUUUUUUACUUUUUGGGAGGGUUUUUUUUUUUUUUUUUGCCUUCCAGACCAACCGCAGUCUAUUCCUCGCACAACCACAUGACUACUGUGACGUGAAAGUUUGGGAUUUUGGGCUUUUGCGGGAAAUUUCAGAAGGAACCUCAAAUGCAUCUUUGCGCCGGAACCUUAAAACCGCUCCCAAGAUUUGAGCGUCGCUCACGUCGCGAAUCCUCCUCCACCCUCGAGUCCGAGCGCGAUUCUCAAACGUGGCCACUCGUAAUGGGCUGGAAGUGUAAAAGGAGUGCGUAGCCGCGAUAAAUAGUCUUUCGGGGGGGGGGGGGGGGGCGCAUAUCCAGCUGCGAGAGAAUAGCUAACGAUGCUAAACAAGCCCACGUUAGCCGCCGCUGCUGCCAUUUUGCUAGCAUGUAAUGGAGUGUUGCUUAGAACACUCAAUGUUGUCGCUACAGGGAAGUAAGUUUACUCAACUCGGUUUGUCCCGUUGAGGGUCGCCACUGCAAAACGCUCACAUUUGCUUGGCACAGUUUUUGCGUCGGGGAGCGGAGGCCCAAGUGGGACGCGAACUCACCACCCCAGAUUUACCAAACCACUGAGCUGGGGGGCCUCCUAAAUGUUAUCGUUACUAUCAGUUCAUGUUAAAAUGGAGGCGAUGAAUUCGAUCAAUUCAACAUGGCGACACGCUGGGUCAGCCAGUAAAGCGUUGGCCUCACAGUUCUGAGGUCCCGGGUUCCAUCCCGGAGCCGCCUGUGUGGAGUUUUGGCAUGCGCUCCGGUUUACUCCCACAUCCCAAAAACAUGCAACAUUUGUUUGGACACUCGAAAUUGCCCCGAGGUGGGAUUGUGAGUGUGGCUGUUUGUCUCUAUGGCCGGCGACCAGUUCAGGGUGCAUCCCGCCUCCUGCCCAAUAACGGCUGGGAUAGGCUCCAGCACUCCCACGACCCUUGUGGGGAUAAGCGGCUAAGAAAAUGGAUGGAUGGAUGGAUUCUUAAUAAGGAAAAUAGCACUCUAUAAUUUUGUACCUAUAUAAAACAUGAUCAAAUUGUGCAUUGCGAUUUAGUCAUUGUGUCUCCUUCUGGUGUGUGCGAAACAGCCACCAGGGGGCAGUAAACUACGGUCAUGCUGAUGCCAUCGAAAAAGAGUUUCACAACUACUGUAAGGGACUCUGAUGUAAUUUUAGUUGCUUUUUAAAAUACAACAAUUUGUCCAUCUGAGUGCUGUGAUAUCUUCUCCCCAUCCCUGCGUGGGUUUUCUUCGGGCACUCGGGUGUCCUCCCACAUCCCAAAAACAUUCAACCUUAAUUGGACACUCUAAAUUGCCCCUAGGUGUGAUUGUGAGUGCGACUGUUUGUCUCUAUGUGCCCUGCAAGAUUGGCUGGCGACCAGUUGAGGGUCCUGCCCGUUAAUAGCUGGGAUAGGCUCCAGCGCUCCCCGCGACCCUCGUGAGGAUAAGCGGCUAAGAAAAUGGAUGGCUAAUUCAACAUUUAAACGCACGAGUCCCCGUUUCACUACUUUUUGCUCAACGAGGAGCUGAACGUCAAAAUUCAUAACAGAUUUUUUUUUGAAAUCCACAACCAAACGGCAUUUUUGGCUGUUGUGAAAUUUUACCCGCAAGUUGAACGAAUAUCCCAAAAUUUUUGUGAGUAGUGUAUAUGCGAGUAUGCACCGAAUUUUAAUUUAAUUUUAUUUUUUUUUCAGAUCACUUGAGGCGAGCAUUUUUUUUUUUUUUUUUUUCUUCCAACGUGGCCGACGAGUCACGUAACGACCGGCCGAACCACGAGCGUGCUGAUUUUGAGUAUGUCGGAAACAAAUGUAAUAUAUUGAUUGUGAAUAUAAUAUAUACACGGCCAGUGGAAUACUGCUAACGAUGACGUUUCAUCGGCGUUUGCAUGCUUCCGGAUGUCGUUUGUCGCGCUUCUCCGCCCUCCCGCGGGCCGUCGAAUAUUAAUAUCCCGCGUCUGGAUGUCGCCCCCCCAUCGUGCUGUCGUGACCUCCGACCCCUUCAAGCGUCUGCGUGGCGAAGACGUGCCCAACGGUGAUGCACUUUUCUCAGUGGUGGUGGGAAAUGUGGGAUGUUUGCACAAAUCUAAACAUUUUUUUUUUUUUAUGUACAGUGCAUUGUUAUAAAAAGUGGAACGACGUCUGCUC
Messenger RNA from Syngnathoides biaculeatus (alligator pipefish), 5334 nucleotides. Its product is annotated as semaphorin-3F-like. The record is from RefSeq and is a predicted model, not a curated record. The transcript is spliced from 18 exons. Gene Ontology annotation, biological process: negative regulation of axon extension involved in axon guidance; axon guidance; negative chemotaxis. Bases 373 to 2925 code for a protein of 850 amino acids. Lineage: Eukaryota; Metazoa; Chordata; Actinopteri; Syngnathiformes; Syngnathidae. Gene Ontology annotation, molecular function: semaphorin receptor binding; chemorepellent activity.